UCCAGUCUCAAAAUUAUUCAACCCCCUGAACAGAAUCCCUCACAACAGCACAAAUACACAAAACAGGUGUUGUCUCAAGCACACCUGAAUCAACUAAUCAAGGGCUUCUUUAAUUACACCAGCAACAUGAAGUCGACAGGGCCAUGUCCCGAAUGGCUCAACACUACAGCUGGUCAGCAACUCUGGAAAGAGGCCAGUUUUUUCUUUCACCGCAACAUGGCAACUAUAGAUUUAGCACUUCAAACAGCCAUAUCGCAGUUCAACCUCACAGGUUCACAUGCGGACAUUAACGUUUACCAAGGCUACAGUCACUGUGACCUCUAUCCAGAUGGCACCACCAAGUCAUCGUUAACCCAUGCCUUCAAUGGGAAGGACUUCAUAAGUUUAGAUAUGGACAGUAAGACGUACAUUGCUUCUGUUCCUCAAGCCCUCAUAUAUAAAAGUAUUAGGGACAAGGAUAUAAUCUGGCUUGAAUCCGUGGUGUCUUACUACAAAAAGACCUGUUUUGACCACCUUAGGAUGUUUUUAGAGCUUGCUCCUGGUGUCAGAAAUAAGAAAGCUCCACAGGUCAGGCUUUUCGAGAGGCAGAGCGCUGGUUUCACGCUCCUCACAUGUCAAGUGACUGGGUUUUACCCCAGAGCAGUGCAGGUGAAGUGGAUUGGGGCAGAUUUACAGCUGGUGCAGGACGAGAUGAAUCAUGUGCUGCCUAAUGGUGAUGGCACGUUUCAGACCAGAAGCAGUGUGAUCAGACCUGAGGAGAACACAGGAGAUCAGCGCUACAGCUGUGUAGUGCAUCACAGCAGCCUAGAGGGAAAUAUUACAGUCACCUGGGAUAAAGAAGAGAAACCCUUCAGACUUUAUGUUUGGAUUACACUAGGCUGCAUUUUCAUCGUCACUAUAAUCGGGCUUGUAAUCAGAUGCAUCUUAAAAAGUAAAGAUGCUGGGAGUUGAAGUUACCUCUCAUGUGAAGAUGUAUUCAGUUUCUCAGUUUCAGUCAUUCAGAACAUCCUUGUUUGACAUCAUUACAGUUUAAACGUCCUUCUUCUACCUCCGAUACCUCAGGCUCAGUCAGAGCACAGUGUUAUCAGACCUAGAUGUUCUCGCAGAAUCAGUUGAUUAUAUAGUUUUGAUUCGUCACCUUUUUGACCUCAGAAUACCCCACAGAACCGAGUACACAGUUAUACGCAAUGUUGCACGCCACAUUUAAAAAAUGAUCAAAGCUGCUAAUGCUAAACAUGUAACUCACACUAACAUCAGGCCUGGAGUUUGUGUUGCAGAUGAUGCACAAUGUAAGUAGAACUACAAAAAUCAAUACUCCUUUUUAUUUCUUAUCAUCAGUCAUACCCAUUUCAAUAAAGAGCUUUUGAUUAUAAACAACAUCUGUGGUAAUAUAUGUCAUAUUUAAUCAGUGAUUCAAACUCUUUAGCUACAUCCUCGUUCUGUCGUUCUCUUCAUAUGGAUGAUAUUUUAGGGCCAUUAAGAAUGUAUUGCGUUAACGUAUUUGUAUUUUCCACUUGUUCUCAAUGUGUUUCUAUUCUACACGUCUUCAAUAAACUAACUAAAGCCUUACCUCACUCACAGACAU
This is a messenger RNA of Ictalurus furcatus (blue catfish), 1585 nucleotides long. RefSeq names its product mamu class I histocompatibility antigen, alpha chain F-like. The coding region runs from base 127 to 951 and encodes 274 amino acids. Gene Ontology annotation, cellular component: external side of plasma membrane. Gene Ontology annotation, biological process: immune response. The transcript has 6 exons. NCBI's taxonomy places the organism in Eukaryota, Metazoa, Chordata, Actinopteri, Siluriformes, Ictaluridae. The record is from RefSeq and is a predicted model, not a curated record.